Molecule: messenger RNA, 414 nt
Organism: Strongyloides ratti
Lineage: Eukaryota; Metazoa; Nematoda; Chromadorea; Rhabditida; Strongyloididae
Product: FMRFamide-related peptide-like family-containing protein
Exons: 2
Coding region: 1-414 (137 amino acids)
Biological process (GO): neuropeptide signaling pathway
Source: RefSeq, a predicted model, not a curated record
AUGGCAUCUUCUCACGUUGGAUGGUUUAGAUAUACAUUUUUAAUUGUAUAUCUUAUAACACUUCUUCAAGUAAAUUUUUCUAAGAAUACAGAUGAUCUUCGUCAAAUUAAAUAUAUGACAAAAAAUUUUCCAUUAGACAAUGAAAUUAAUAGUGAAAAUCUUAUUAAUUUACCUGAUCAAAACGAUAUUUACAAAAUAUUUGAUAUAGCUUCACUUCAAAAGCGCAAAAAUGAAUUUAUUCGUUUUGGAAAAAGGAAAAAUGAAUUUAUUAGAUUUAAAAAAAAAAAUAUAAACAACUUUAAUAAUGAAUUAAAUAACAAAAUGUUACCAAUUUAUUCAAUUUUUGAUAUAAAUGAUAAUGAUGAUAUACAUACUGCAAAUAAAAGAAAAAAUGAAUUUAUUAGAUUUGGUUAA